CACUUACAUAGGUAGGUAGUACUAGUUACUUCAUCCAGCGACAUCUUCAUCCUUGCAGCCGGAAGAUCCGCACAAGAUAGAAGCGGUUCUCUCAAAAGACGCCUCCACAAACACGUACACGACUCGACGAGUACACAGUAAAAUGUCAAUGCACUUUUGUCUACAGAGGCACUGAGAGGUCCCACAACAAUGACAUAUCUACCCCAGGCCUCCUUCUUCUUUGUCGGGUUCCUUGUGUUGCGCUGCUGUUUUUGACUCUCGAUCAAAGACUCGAUUGCCACUCUCGCAAUGGACGGCUCUACAAACAAAGACACCGUCGGACAAACGCCAGCUUUGAGGCUCUCAUUCACUCAAAGGCGAGUAUUACGGCUUGAGUUUGAAGAUGGACUUCCUCAUUCCCUCCAUCAUACUCACUUUGAUCUUGCAAUUGUUUUCGAGCCUACAGAAACCCCUUCCAUCAUUUCCAUUGUGUUUAAGUAAACCCCAAUAUGUGCAAGAUCAUCCGCUACCGCUUCACCCAAUGUCAUACCGUGCCUGAAGGUUGCAUCGGUUGCAUCAAGGGUGACGGACUUACUGACCCCAUAGUUUACGAGCUUUGCGACAUUGCUAAGGGCAAUAUCCAGAGUGAUCUGCCUCAUCUUCCAGGAUAUCCGCCCCGUCACGACAAAUACGACAAUUUCAAAAUCCACCGGUGCGAUCAGGUAUGCGAUGACUGGCGCGAAGUCCGUCAGAUGUGUGCCCAUUGCCAAAGAAAUUUGUUCCUUGGUGGGAAUAAAGCUCCACGGCCGGAUCCCUGGGGAGAAGCUUACAAUGUCUUCUCGCCCGACAAGCCACAGAAUGACUUCACAUGGCAUGUCGAACACUGCCCCUGGCAAAACCCUUUCUUUCGAGAAGUCAACUGGAAUCCAGACCCUAGGCCUGUGCCUCUUGAUGAACCUCCAUUCAGUCCCACAGACACUGCCGGCCUUAUGUAUCAUCACCCACUGGUCGGGAUUGUGAACUCGUACGAGAAUCCGACAAGCUGGGAAUCAGCUGACGGUCGUAUCGUUGACCUACUAGAUACUACCCAUGACAGGGAAUUCAAGACAGCCCUAUGGCCAACUCUUCUGGGUGGAAAAUCACGCCUACUCCGAGAGCUUGAGCGGGAACAGAGGAAGCAGAAAAUGAAGGAGCUCGAGCAAACCCAACAGAUAGAACUCCAGCAACAGCAACAGCAGCAGCCACCAGUAGCGACACAACAACAUCCCCAUAAUGUGGUGGACAGCCACAUCAAUGACCAUAGCAAACAGACCCGCCCGGGCGGACUACAAUGGCGUGGCAGAGACAAAUCUCUCCCCGGAGCAACAGGUAUUCACUCGGAAUCUUCUCAUCCUACAGAUUCCUCAUCGUCCCCCUCAUCAGGCUCACUACCUAGUCUGCCUUCAAUACCAACCCAAACUGCUGGACAGCAGCGAGAUCAAGCUCAAACACUCGCUCAACCGACUCUGUUCUCUGCCGAGAUUGCCGGACAACAAGCUCAAGCACAUACUCACCCGCAAGCCCAGCUCGACCCUUUCUUGGACCAAUUGUGUGAGCUUCUGACCGGCCCGGCUGGAGCUGCUACCGCCCAAGAACAAGUCCAGCCAGCAGCAGGCACUUUUGCUGACCGCCCUAGAUCUCCUUCGUGGGCUCCUUCAACACCAACAAGACCUCGCCUGCCCACGGUGCCUGGCUGGCAGCCUGGUUCUCCAACAAAGAGACAGCGGGAGACUGGUAGCGAGAUUGACGUCGAAAGAUCUCCGAAGAGACGCGGACUCGAUGGUGAGCGUACACGCAGUGCAGGCGAUGCAGAUUCCACACGCACGUCAAGUCCAGAACGUCGAAUCCACUCCCUUCCUAAUCGACCCUUUGCUGCCGUUGCCGCUCGGCCCAGGAUCAUACUGAGGUUACCUAAUCCUAAAACUCUAGCCUCCACCGCAAGACCAGGUCGACCACGUUUGAUUCUACGCAUUCCCAGCGGCCCAUGUCCAACCAUUCAAGAGGUGACCCAGGGACGAUCCCUUGGGAGACGUCCAAUUGAUGUCAACACCAAGCGUGGCCCUGCGAGCACUACCCAGAACAGCACGAGUAGCAACACCUCAACCUCCACCAACCUACAUAGUACUCCGUCUGAAACCAACGAUACGCAGCACUCGAAGAAGAACGCCGGUAGUGGUAGUGGCAGUGACAAUGGCAGGUCCGCGCCUAUCCGCAACUCCUCACCCAGGAGCGGAUCCUUAGGAGACGACGAGUCUACACUGAACCCUGCAUCCACUCCAUCGAGGACCAGCACCUCCAGCGUGUCCGACCCCAGCAGCAUCGACACGCCCUGCCCCAGCCCCAAGCCAAGAUCCGGCGCCAACCUCAAAGGCGCAGGCAAAAUCAAGACCAGAAUCACGCUCAAACUCACCUUGAAGCCAACAGGCGUCACAAAGCCUACCACUGGCAAUCGACCCUGCACACGCACUCGCGCUCAAAACGGACCGCGACGCCGUGCUCCAGCUCCAGCAAGCCAUGCAUACACAGGACCCACGACUCGCGCCCGAGCACGAGCGCAGGAGUCUGAGAGGGGCCCAAUGACAAGGGCAAGAGUCAGAGCAUUGAGACAAGAGAUGGUAAACUAUCGAGUCUGAUUCCACCCCCUGUCCAAGCAUAGAGACGGUGAGAAAGCGCCUCUGAUAUGGUGUUCAAAUGUGAAAGUGUGUGGGCGUCAUGUCUUCACGCACGGAGAAAAUGCGCCGGCGUGAAUCUUAUCAAGAGUUAGGAAGUCGAGCUGGCCUCGGCUUGCACUGCAUGAAUGAAGUGGAGAGAUCAGGCAGGGAGGAUGCUUCCAAUAUUGGGGGUUCGACACGGUUCUGUGAGCUGGUCUCGGCUCGCUUUCUAUCGAGAGAGAAGAACAGUGGAAGGAAGGAACGAAGGCUUGCUGUUUGCUUGCGAGUUUCCAUUCUACUGUUACCAAUAUUUAUCUCUUAGUAGGGACUUCGUUUCUCACGCUUUGCAUGUUGCAUGGUCGACAAUUGUACCAGCUACUUACUUUUGCCAGUUCUCCGGAAAUACUGCACAUCGAUAAUCAGGUAAGCAGAUGGCGUAUGAAUGGGACGCAGUCGAAACCCUGAUAGAUCGAAGCACCUGUAUUCACGGUCGAUUCGUGAUCGGCCCACUGGGCCUUAUUGAUGGGAAGAGAUCACUAGAUUAAACGAGGCAUUUUGAAAAUCGUGUAUUCAUUCCAAGGAGCUUCCUAUG
Molecule: messenger RNA, 3261 nt
Organism: Exophiala xenobiotica
Lineage: Eukaryota; Fungi; Ascomycota; Eurotiomycetes; Chaetothyriales; Herpotrichiellaceae
Exons: 2
Coding region: 489-2651 (720 amino acids)
Source: RefSeq, a predicted model, not a curated record